AUGGCGCUGUCUCAAGGAACAAAGAAAAAAGUUUGCUAUUAUUAUGACGGUGAUGUGGGGAACUAUUACUACGGCCAAGGCCAUCCCAUGAAACCCCACAGGAUUCGUAUGACACACAACCUCCUCCUCAAUUAUGGACUGUACAGGAAAAUGGAGAUCUAUAGACCACAUAAAGCCAGCGCUGAAGAGAUGACGAAGUACCACAGUGACGACUACAUCAAGUUCCUGAGGUCCAUCCGCCCUGACAACAUGUCUGAGUACAGCAAACAGAUGCAGAGAUUUAACGUUGGAGAGGACUGUCCGGUUUUUGAUGGUCUCUUUGAGUUUUGCCAGCUGUCAACAGGCGGAUCAGUCGCUGGAGCCGUGAAGCUGAACAAGCAGCAGACAGACAUCGCCAUUAACUGGGCGGGGGGGCUCCACCACGCCAAGAAGUCUGAGGCGUCUGGUUUCUGCUACGUCAACGACAUCGUCCUGGCCAUCCUGGAGCUGCUGAAAUACCACCAGAGGGUGCUGUACAUAGACAUCGACAUCCACCAUGGAGACGGAGUAGAAGAGGCCUUCUACACCACAGAUCGGGUCAUGACGGUUUCUUUCCACAAAUAUGGGGAAUACUUCCCCGGCACUGGAGAUCUGAGGGACAUCGGCGCAGGAAAGGGCAAGUACUACGCUGUGAACUACCCUCUGAGGGACGGCAUUGAUGAUGAAUCCUAUGAAGCCAUCUUCAAACCGAUCAUGGCUAAAGUCAUGGAAAUGUACCAGCCCAGUGCGGUGGUUCUGCAGUGUGGAGCAGAUUCUCUCUCUGGAGACAGACUGGGCUGCUUUAACCUCACCAUUAAAGGCCAUGCGAAGUGUGUCGAAUACAUAAAAAGCUUCAACCUUCCCCUGCUGAUGCUCGGCGGAGGCGGCUACACCAUUCGUAACGUAGCCCGUUGCUGGACCUUUGAAACGGCCGUCGCCCUGGAUUCCUCCAUCCCAAACGAGCUGCCCUACAACGAUUACUUCGAAUACUUCGGGCCCGACUUUAAGCUGCACAUCAGCCCGUCCAACAUGACCAACCAGAACACCAACGAGUACCUGGAGAAGAUCAAACAGCGGCUCUUUGAGAACCUCCGCAUGCUGCCUCACGCCCCAGGAGUCCAGAUGCAGGCCAUCCCCGAGGACGCUCCUCACCCCGACAGCGGAGACGAGGAUGAGGAAGACUCCGACAAACGCGUCUCUAUCCGAGCCCACGACAAGAGGAUAGCGUGUGAGGAGGAGUUCUCCGACUCCGAGGACGAGGCAGAGGGCCAAGGAGGAGGCCGCAGGAACGCAGCCAACCACAAGAAGGCAAAAAGGGUGAAGAAGGAGGAAGAGAAAGAAGGAGAGGAAAAGAAAGAAGUGAAAGAAGAAGAGAAGGAAGAGGAGAAGAUGGAUACGUCUGGACCAAAUGAGGAGAUAAAGACGACCUGAAGAGUUGCUGUCGGCCCACAGCUUCCUGUUUACCUCCUGCAACAAGAGCGUCUUUUUAUUGUUCCUGUUUUCCUUCGUUCCUGCAAACAAACCUGGUUUACAUUGUUUUUGUUGUUUUCCACGAGACAAGCAGCAGGUGGGUGGGAGCGUGCGUGCGUGCGUAUUAAUGAUCAUGUUUAAGCCCCGCCCACCUGCUGCCCACUGUUUCCAUGCUGGAAUAUUUAGAUUAAAGUCUGUGAGGCUGCGGUUCUAGAUGGUUUCCCCUCACAGAAAGACUUAACUGGUAGUUUUUGUAACUAUUUAUGACGCAUCGACACCUUGCUGUUGUUUCAUCAGUGACUGCAUGCUUAGAUUCGCCUCUCCUUCAGCAUGUACAUAUUCCUCAGUCCCCAAAUCUGCUCCAUUAAGUUAUUUUAAAUCAAGAAGCAGCUCAUCGUCCCAUAAUUCUCUGCUCUGUGAACCGAUUUCCUUCCUGUUUUGUUUUUUUGCAUUCAUGAGUGCGUGUGAACCUCUGCGGAGGAGGAUGUUGCUGAGCAAAUGAAUUAUUUUAGAGAUUUUGUAUCAUUUUACAGAAAAAAAAAGUAGAGAAAGCCAGGAAGUGAAUGCCGGUGUGGCUGUUGUAUCCUUGUGAAAUGUGUAUCUUUGUCAUAAAAAAAA
Messenger RNA from Cyprinodon variegatus (sheepshead minnow), 2106 nucleotides. It is a transcript of the gene hdac1, whose product is annotated as probable histone deacetylase 1-B. Bases 1 to 1449 code for a protein of 482 amino acids. The record is from RefSeq and is a predicted model, not a curated record. NCBI's taxonomy places the organism in Eukaryota, Metazoa, Chordata, Actinopteri, Cyprinodontiformes, Cyprinodontidae. Gene Ontology annotation, molecular function: histone deacetylase activity. The transcript has 12 exons.